This is a messenger RNA of Theobroma cacao (cacao), 1467 nucleotides long. Lineage: Eukaryota; Viridiplantae; Streptophyta; Magnoliopsida; Malvales; Malvaceae. The record is from RefSeq and is a predicted model, not a curated record.
UUGACUUUUUUGUCAUUUUCUUCCUGUAAUUUUAGUGGUCAACUUCCAACAACCAUGUUCAACCUCACGCAACUUACCCAUCUAGAUUUGUCAUUUAAUCGAUUAGAAGGUCCCCUACCAAAUCAUGUUAGUGAGCUUCAAUUGCUAGAAACAUUUUGGUUAUCUAGUAACCUUGUAAGUGGUGGAGUACCAUCUUGGUUGUUUACUUUACCAUCUUUGCAAACUUUAGAUCUUAGCUAUAACAAACUCGCCGGUCAAAUUGACCAAAUUCAGAAGCCUAAUUCGGUCUAUGAUAUAGAUUUGAGUUCUAAUGACAUUCAUGGACCAAUACCUAGAAAGAAUCUUGACGUUCUUGACCUUCGAUCCAACUUGCUUCAAGGUCCAAUUCUAUCAACUUGCUUGAAAAAUCAAAGUCCAAACCCACCACAACCUUUGAUUGCAUUCUACGUUUCAAAGAAUAAAUUAACCGGAAACAUCCAUCUUUUGAUUUGCAAUUGGAGUUCACUUUUGAUUAUUGAGUUGUCUAGAAAUAACUUGAGCGGAACUAUUUCAGAAUGUUUUGAAAAUCUCAGCUCUUCUCUCAUGGUAAUGAAUUUGGAGAUGAAUAAUUUUCACGGCAAAAUGCCUGAUUCUUUUAGAGGUAAUAACUUGGAAAUUCUUCUCCUCAAUGACAAUAAAUUGGAAGGAUUAUUGUCACGGUCUUUGGCUAAUUGUUGUUCCUUGAAACUUUUGAAUUUAAGGAACAACAAGUUCACUGAUACCUUUCCCCAUUGGUUAGCUUCAUUUCCAAAUCUGCAGGUUCUUCUUUUGCGAAAUAAUAGAUUGCAUGGUCCCAUGCCCAAUUCCUUAGCUUCAUCUAACUUCUCUGCAUUGCAAAUAAUUGAUCUGUCUCAUAAUGAGCUCACCCGUCCCUUGCCAACAAAAUUCUUCCAAAAUUUGAGAGCAAUGAAAGAUAUACCUGAAGAGAGACCUUGGCAAUUCACGAGACUCAUAAGUAGAGAUGUAGCUUUAUCUUUUAAUGACUAUCACUCAGUGAAUGUAACAACGAAAAGAUUGGAGAUUGAGUUGGUGAAAACCUUUGCCAUUUACAGGUUUAUGGACUUUUCGAAUAAUCUAUUUUGUGGACAAAUUCCUGAAAAAUUCGGAGAACUUAUUUCGCUUCAAGGACUCAAUUUGUCUAACAACAACUUGACUGGUCCUAUCUCACCAUCUAUUGGAAAUAUGAUAGCACUUGAAUCGUUAGAUCUCUCGUCAAACAGGCUUGGUGGCAGAAUUCCUUCUCAAUUGACGAAUCUGACAUUCCUUGAAGUAUUAAAUCUUUCACAAAAUGAUCUUGUGGGACCAAUUCUCCAUGGGAAGCAAUUUGAUACUUUUGAGAGUGAUUCUUAUAGUGGUAACUUGGGAUUGUGUGGCCUCCCACUGUCAAAGCAAUGCGUAAUCUCAAUUAAAAAUGUUCCAAUGCUUUAA